AUGACCUACACCUCUUCCUACAGCACUACCAAGGAGGACAUCUCACUGUACGAUCACGCCCUAGGCCAUGCUCCUGCUCCUGCUGCUACUGCUGACAGCACUGCCCGCUCACAGUGGAAGACUCGUGACGCCCACGCUCGCUUCGCUAUUCGCAAGUCCCUGCCGAUAGAUGAGCGCGAGCACUUUGGGCAGCACAAGACUGCACAGGCACUGUACACUGCUGUCGUUGCCCGCUACUCCUCACCGGCCUCUGCCGCACUAGGCCGUCUCUCUCUUCCCUACCUGUUCCCCGACUUAGCCGCUUUCCACACACUCGCUGACCUCAUUACGCACCUCCGCACUAGUGAGGCUCGCUUCCGCGCCGCCAUGCCUGAUGAGUUCCUUGCCAAGAACCCACCCCCACUCUGGCUCACUCUCUACCACCUAGUCACCCGCCUCCCUGACACUCUGCGCUCAGUCAGGGACCACUUUCUAGCUCGCUGCCCCACUCAGCUCACCAUUGCCCUCCUCGAGAAGGAACUCCUUGCAGCUGAGGCUAGCAUAGUCGCUGUAGGUGCCUCUCGUGGCGACCCCCGUACCCCGUUCUUUGAGGGGUGUUCUCCUUCCCCCCUUCUUCCCUCUGUCGCCUCUGCUGCUGCUGUCGACCUCCUUGGUGCUGAGAAGGUCGGGACACCGUCUGCUUCGAGUGGGCGCCGCAGCGGCAAGGGCAAAGGGGGCAAGGGCGGUGGCGGUGACAGCGGGGGAGGCGGUGGUGGGGGCGGUGGCGGCGGUGGGGGUGGUGGCGCGACUGGAGGGGCUAGUGGCAGCGGUGGGGGUGGUGGCGGCAGCUACGAGGGAGGUGGCAGGGGCGGAGGCGGUGGUGGGGGUGGCGGUGGACGCGGCGGCGGCAGGGGUUGGGGUGGUCGAGGAGGUGGCGGCGGCGGUGGUGGUCGUGGAGGCGCUGGCGGUGGCCAGGGCCAGCAGCACACUCCGUCGCCCCAGGAGGUCCGUGAGUGGUACUCUCAGCACGGGGGGGGGGGGGGGGGUGGCUUUAGCUGCACGUACGUCAUUCGCACUGGUGACCGCACUGGCCAGCCGUGUGGGGGACCGCACGCCACACAGCGUUGCUUCGCUCGUCAGAACGACGCUUGGCGUGUUCAGUUCCCUCAGGCCACUGAGCUGCCCCGCUGGGUUGAUCUCCUGAAGAAGGGGAUUGAUAUUUAUGCUCUAGACUUUGAUGCUAUUCUCACUGCCAUGUAUGUGAUGUCUACUAGUGGAGAGGGUGCUGAGUACCUGAGUGUCCCGCCCGACCCGGGCAUUAGGACUAGUGCGUCUGCCGCUCCAGGUACUCGCGUGUCUGCUACCCCAGGUGCUGGUGAGGCAGCUGCUCUAGGUGCUUGUGCGUCUGCCCCCCCUGGUACUGAGUCGACGGCAGCACUGCACACCUUCACACUGGACUCAGGUGCUUCUCGCUGCUUCUUUCGUGACCGCAUUGCCCUUGAGCCGCUUGCUCGGCCAGUUGCUGUCUCCCUCGCUGACCCCUCUGGGGGUCCGGUCUCCACCUCCCCUCGUUCUCUACGAACUUGGUGGCAGGUAGUGCACUCCAGGACGGGGGUGUUCGCCAGUUCACCCCUGCCUACGAGCGCGUGA
Molecule: messenger RNA, 1629 nt
Organism: Closterium sp. NIES-65
Lineage: Eukaryota; Viridiplantae; Streptophyta; Zygnematophyceae; Desmidiales; Closteriaceae
Source: the annotation of a GenBank genome assembly